AACUGUUAAGUUUUGUUGAGGUGGAGGUCUUAUUUGUUAUCUCCUUCAAAAUCAAAUCCAACUUAAAACACAAAUUGAUUAAUAAGCGCUCUACUCUCUCCCCCCUCUCUUCCUCACAUACACUCAUCAGUAUCUUCUCUUGAGAUAUGAAGAAGCUUAAUCAUUUUAGUCAUCCCCAUCCUUUGGUCCUGGUGGAAGAUCAGGAGAUGGAUUCGAUUGGUACAAUUUACUACUGCUCAGCAUGUCAGGAGCGAGUAGAGGGUUCCAGCUACAACUGCUCAGAGUGUGACUUUUGUCUUCAUAAGUCUUGUGCUGAGCUACCGAGGGAGAUCAAUCAUCCCUUUCACGCAAGCCAUCCCCUCAUUCUUUAUGGUGAGCCGCAAUAUGCCACCAUAGUUGUUGGGUUUAGUUGUAAUUCCUGCCAAAAAGUAAAAGGUAAGGAAUUUGUUUAUCAUUGUUCCUCUUGUGAGUUUGAUCUUGACAUUAGCUGUGCUUUGCUUCCGAACUUGAUUACUGGAGAUUUCCCAAAGCUGAAACAUUUUAGCCGUCAACAUUCACUCUUCUUCAUUCAAAACCACUAUAUUGAACCCCAAGACCAAUCUUGCUCUGCAUGUAAAGAACCCAUAUCAGGUCCUGUUUAUUGUUGUUUUGAUUGUGAGUUUUUCCUUCAUCAGAAAUGCUUUGAGUUACCCCUUGAGAUUGAGCACCCUAGUCACCGCAAACACUCUCUUACUCUUCUACCCAACCCUCCACCUCAUCCAGAGAAAUGUUCUUGCCAUUUAUGCACCAAAGCUUACAAGGGAUUCAUUUAUUAUUGUUCUCUUUGUGAGUUUGGCAUUAUGAUCAAGUAUACUUUCUCUGAUCAUAAAGUGAUAAAAAUAAGCAGCAUGAGCAUCCAUUUACCCAAGUACAGAGACCAUUCUCUUUCAUUUGUGAUGCUUGUGGUACAGAUGGGGGGUACUGCAUUCCUUAUUUGUGAUUACUUUGUUCAUGUGGAUUGUGCAAUGGACAAAGAUAUUUUCAUCCAAGAGUAUGAGAACCCGUUCUUGAAGCUCGGAUUGACUCACAAGUACCGUUUUCAUGAGCACCGUCUUACUAUUGCGAAGAAGGAUUAUUUCCUUGAGUAUCUUAAAUGCAGUGUUUGUGACAAGUAUUGUAAACAGGUAUUCCUCAAAUGCACGCAAUCAGGAUGCAAGUAUGUUAUCGACUGGGAAUGUCGAUUACAUAUUCGGAGAAGUAAAGGGUUAUAAGAUUGUUAGAAGAACACGUGGGAAACCAAAAAGUCCAUGCUUCUUGUUCUUUUAUUUGUUUUUCAGUUUCUUUUUCUUUUGAGCUGCAUUGUACCACAAAUUGAAAAUAUUCUUAUUAUUUUUUUCUUUCACGUGUUUGAAGUAAAUAUUAAUAUAAAUUUUCAAUUUAU
This is a messenger RNA of Rubroshorea leprosula, 1420 nucleotides long. The record is from the annotation of a GenBank genome assembly. Lineage: Eukaryota; Viridiplantae; Streptophyta; Magnoliopsida; Malvales; Dipterocarpaceae.